AUGUAUAUUCGCAGAUUAUCAUACUCGGUCGCUGUGAUUUCGGGCUUGGUGGGCUUUGGCGCUUGGUAUACGAAUAAACCACAAACUGCAGAUGCCAUCUCUCAGCAGGCGCAAUCCUUCUCUACAACUGCAUCGAUAUACGGCCCACAUCCCACGGCCGAAGCAGAUGUUGAGAGAAAGGCAGUAAUUGUUGGAGCAGACUCGUUGUAUACUGGUGCUAUUACUGGAGACGGACCAAUCUCUAAAGAUACAGAUGAAUCUGGUAGAAAGGUUUUGGAAAUGUUGACCCCUCAACAAGCUACACAGAAAUUACGACGGAACGAAGAAUCAUAUUUGGUUGGCAGAGGAAAUGGAGUUGUAAGAUAUGAUGUUGUUCAGAUACCCAGCAAUGACCCAAUUGAGGAUGAUCAUUCCGAGAAGAUAAUUGAACUCCCUCAAGCUUUGGCUACAGCUACAGCUGGAGGUAAUGCAAGUAGUGAUUGGAUGUUUUGGGGUGUCUUUGAUGGACAUGCUGGAUGGACCACCUCUGCCAAGCUACGACAAGUCCUCAUCAGUUUCGUAGCUCGAGAACUGAACUCUACGUACAAAGCGGCCCUUGCAGAUCCGGCGGCUGGUGUUCCUUCUUCGGAAGCUAUUGAAGCAGCUAUCAAGACUGGAUUCAACCGACUAGACCACGAAAUUGUCCACGAAAGCGUCGAGAAAGUCCUCAAGUCAAAUUCUCGCUCAUUAGCUGCUGAAGCACUUGGUCCAGCUCUUUCAGGAUCUUGUGCCCUCCUUUCCUUCUACGACAGCGAUAGCAAACUCCUUCGAGUGGCAUGCACAGGCGAUUCUCGAGCAGUACUUGGCCGUCGUGGGGAAUCUGGAAAGUGGGUUGCUACAGCAUUAUCCGUGGAUCAAACUGGUGGAAAUCCUGAUGAAGAAGCUCGCAUUCGCAAGAUGCAUCCUGGUGAAGAUCAUGUUGUCCGUAAUGGCAGAAUACUCGGUGGUCUGGAGCCCAGUCGUGCCUUUGGAGAUGCUUCAUACAAAUGGUCCCGAGAAAUUUCUGAGCGCUUGCGGCAAUCGUUCUUCGGACGGACACCGUCUCCGUACCUGAAGACACCUCCUUACGUGACUGCUGAGCCAGUGGUGACUACUACAAAGAUUGAGCCUGAGAAAGGAGACUUUGUUGUUAUGGCUACAGAUGGUCUAUGGGAGAUGCUUACGAACGAGGAAGUUGUUGGACUGGUUGGUCAAUGGAUCGAGAAGCAAACCAACGAGAGCAAUGGUAACGGCGCCAGUUCUUGGGUUAAGAUGUUCUCGUCGCAACAGAAAGGCCUCCCAGUUGAGCAAGGAAAAGCCAAGAAGGAAGGCAAGGAUGGGCAAAAGACUCCAAUCAGACAGCAGCAAUGGGGUGUGAAGGGUGGUGAGAACGAGAGGUUCGUUGUGGAAGAUAAGAACGUUGCUACACACUUGGUCAGAAAUGCUCUCGGCGGAAAGGACAAAGAUAUGGUUUGCGCAUUGUUGACUCUGCCAGCACCAUUUUCGAGACGAUACAGGGACGACUUGACGGUCGAGGUCAUAUUCUUCGGCAAUAGCGACAAGAGCGGAGACGUAGUUCUCAACAAAGAAGCCAGCGCUUCCGCUGGAGAUGUAAAGGCAAAACUCUAG
Mollisia scopiformis is the source of this 1647-nucleotide messenger RNA. RefSeq names its product protein serine/threonine phosphatase 2C. The transcript is spliced from 3 exons. Lineage: Eukaryota; Fungi; Ascomycota; Leotiomycetes; Helotiales; Mollisiaceae. The record is from RefSeq and is a predicted model, not a curated record. Gene Ontology annotation, biological process: protein dephosphorylation. Gene Ontology annotation, molecular function: protein serine/threonine phosphatase activity. The coding region runs from base 1 to 1647 and encodes 548 amino acids.